UGCAACAUACUCCAUCUUUUGACGUGUUUACAUGGUGGGCGCCUCUGCAUAACGGUGCGGUGACUUUGAGUAACAUUCAGGUGGCGUGUAUCUCUUAAACCUUUAAUAUUAAACAUAUUGAACUGCAAUACAGCUAGUAAAUAUUACUAAAGUGAGAAGGAGAGUUGGAAAUAUUCCAAACAGAAAUGGCUUCCCAAAUCCGACAAAACUUCCAUCAGGACUGCGAGGCUGCAAUCAACAGACAGAUCAACUUGGAGCUGUAUGCCUCCUAUGUUUAUCUCUCAAUGGCGUACUACUUUGACAGGGAUGAUAAAUCCCUAGAAAAUUUUGCUAAAUUCUUCAAUGCCCAGUCAAAAGAGGAGCGUGAGCAUGCAGAGAAGCUGAUGAGUCUGCAGAACAAGCGUGGAGGCAGAAUUUUCCUGCAGGACAUCAAGAAACCCGAUAGAGACGAGUGGGGGAGCGGCCUGGAGGCCUUGGAGUGUGCUUUGCAGCUAGAGAAAAGUGUAAACCAGUCCCUGCUGGACCUGCAGAAAAUGGCAGCCGAACACAAUGAUCCUCAUAUGUGUGACUUCGUAGAAACACAUUUCCUGGAUGAGCAGGUGAAAUCCAUCAAACAGCUGGCAGACUGGAUCUCAAACCUGCGUCGCAUGGGCGCUCCUCAGAAUGGGAUGGCCGAGUACCUCUUUGACAAAAACACCAUGGGGGAGGAAACCAGUUAAACUGAGUAGCAAAUCAUCGUCCAUCUUCACCUCUGGGGAAGCAUUUUGUGUCAAAAUUUCUCAAAAUAUCAUUUCAUGUGGCAUUAUAGCUAUUUAUGCAUCAACCUUCUGUGGCGAUAUUUAGAUAAAUAUGUGUUUUGAGUUUAGACCAUGGCAAAGUAACAUUUAUCAGUGGUUGUGUGAUGGAAAAAAAGUUCACCUUCACACCUGGAUUAAGACUACCCUACGUUCUCCAGAAUUUACAAAACCAUUCAAAUCAUGGAAAACCUCAUUGUAGCGAGGAGGCAAGCAACGCAUACCGCUUUGUUAGUACUAGGCACAUAUAGAACUCCAGAAAAAAAUUUUAAAUGAUCAGUUUCUCUGAUUUUAGGUACAUGUUUGAGUAAAAUUAACAUUUUUCUUUUAUUUCAUGAACUACUGACAUGUCCAACCAAAAGUUUUUUAUUUGCAGAAAAUGAUAAAUUGUCAAAAUCAUGAAAAAGGAGUAGCGCUUUCCGACCUAAAAUAAUGCAAAGAAAACAAGUUCAUAUUCAUUUAAAAACAACAAUACUAAUGUUUUAACUCAAGAAGAGUUCAGGAAUCAAUAUUUGGUGGAAUAACCAGGAGGUUUUCUAUGGGGCUCAGUGCAGUGGGCUCUUCAUCUUUUCUAGGGCUGAAGUUGUUCUUGCUCCAUUGUUGGCUGUCCUGCUGAAUGGUGUUGCCACAGGGAAUACCCUCACAAUCUGCAGAAUUUACCUACAAUUGUAGGCAGUUUCUGGUUCUAAAUUAUCACUUUCUAUCUUAAUGUAGAGCAGUGGUUCUUAACCUGGGUUCGAUCGAACCCCAGGGGGUAAAAGUUUGUUUACCUCAGGUAAACAAACUUUAAUUUUAUCAGCUUUCUGACAGCACAAGAGGAUGAACUUAAAUGAUUUUCUGUGCUGAACUCGGUGGACCAGUGUAAUUAUUUUUAUCUGAGAUACUUGGCAAGUGCAGGAUCCACACAGAACGUCCCCAAGAUGGGUUUUUUGAUAAUCACCGUUUCAGUUUAUUUUUAGUGUUGUGCUGUCUUUAUUGUAAAGUUAUUUCCGAAAGCCUUCUCAUCCUUCUCACCACCCUCCGUAUUUAAAUGCAGUACCACUAGACAUCAAUGCAAAUUCAUUCCAUUCAUUCUGGACAUGAACUUUCAACAAUCUUCUUGUUUAUAUCUGAGGUAUAUUUGCCUCUAAAACACUAGGAUUUAUAUUCUAUAUGGAUCACAGCACAUAAAAAAAUCUUCUGCACAAGCGUCAUGCGGAUUUCUUUUUUAUUCUGGUCACAAUGCUGCUUCCAGGCUCUUUCCUGUAGAAUUUGUAAAUAAUGUGCUACCACCAGGAUGUCUGGAGAAACAUUGCUGAACUGCAUCAUGCAUUAUACGGACCGCUGACUGUUGAGGAUGUGGUGCGGUCUCAGACCAGGGUGAAGGAGAACUUGCUGAAAGAUAUGCAUAUUUUCCUACUGUAAAAUAGUUUCGCUUAUAGCCGAUGACAGAUUGGUUUCUUUCAUUAGCAUUAAAGCCAUAACCUGCACUUAGAACUGAAUUACUGUCUUAGAAACAAAGCCAUAAAUUUGUAGUCAGUAUAGACAGUAAAAAUAGUAAGUAUUUUAUUUAAAGUGAUGCAUACCCAGGAAUCUGGGUAGUUUUUACAUCAUAUAUUUUCGAAACUUUGUUCAUUAUGGAAAAACAUUGUUUUGUUGGUAUAAUUUCCUCAUUUUUGAUCAGUUUCUUCACAACUUUAAAAGUUUGAGUUCAGUAUCCCGUAGUUACUUUACAACAUUGAAUAUUCUUGUCGGACAUACAAAAAAGCUUGUCUUAUGAAAAUAAAGCAAUAAUAUUCAAAUGA
Poecilia reticulata (guppy) is the source of this 2578-nucleotide messenger RNA. RefSeq names its product ferritin, heavy polypeptide 1b (gene fth1b). NCBI's taxonomy places the organism in Eukaryota, Metazoa, Chordata, Actinopteri, Cyprinodontiformes, Poeciliidae. The record is from RefSeq and is a predicted model, not a curated record. Gene Ontology annotation, molecular function: ferric iron binding; ferrous iron binding. Gene Ontology annotation, biological process: iron ion transport; intracellular iron ion homeostasis. Gene Ontology annotation, cellular component: cytoplasm.